Molecule: messenger RNA, 1369 nt
Organism: Spinacia oleracea (spinach)
Lineage: Eukaryota; Viridiplantae; Streptophyta; Magnoliopsida; Caryophyllales; Amaranthaceae
Product: adenine phosphoribosyltransferase 1
Exons: 6
Coding region: 225-1001 (258 amino acids)
Biological process (GO): adenine salvage
Cellular component (GO): cytoplasm; cytosol
Molecular function (GO): adenine phosphoribosyltransferase activity
Source: RefSeq, a predicted model, not a curated record
AGGGGGCACUCUAAAACUUCCGCUGCAUCGCCAUCUGUCCAUCUCCUGUUUUCGGAUCUCAAAACCCAAAUCUGAUCUGACCAUUGCUUCAUUGGAGGGGCAAUAUCUCCAAUGAGUUUGAGUCUGAACAGUGAACACCCAUCAAGUAUUCCACAAUCUACAUAUCUCCGGAAUAAGCCAGUUGCCAAUAGUCGACAAGUCCUUUUUGGAAUACAAAACUACCAAUGCACCCUUUAAGAAUACUUUCAGCACCCCAGACAGUCACUGCCGCCAGCAUUACUCAGCCCCAAACAUCAAGGGCAUAUCCGGUACUAAAUAAUUGUUGUCAACCCUUGAGUAAUACUCACACACCAAAGUUGUCACUGUACUCCUCCCUUUUUUCUCUCUCCUCUUCCCUCCCUUACCGCCGUUGCCAUCUUCGUUCUAACUGUGUUAGUCCGAUCAAUAUGGCGUUGGAUUCAGAAGUUCCUCAGGAUGAUAGAAUCUCAAGAAUCGCUUCUUCUAUUCGUAUCAUCCCUAACUUCCCUAAACCUGGCAUUAUGUUUCAGGAUAUCACUACCAUGCUCUUGGAUCCAAAGGCUUUCAAGGACACCAUUGAUUUGUUUGUUGAAAGAUACAAGGGGAAAGACAUCUCGGUUGUUGCAGGGGUCGAGGCUAGAGGCUUCAUUUUUGGUCCUCCCAUUGCAUUGGCCAUUGGAGCUAAAUUCGUUCCAAUGAGGAAGCCUGGGAAAUUACCUGGGGCUGUCAUUUCGGAGGAGUACUCAUUGGAAUACGGAACAGACAAAAUGGAGAUGCAUGUUGGUGCGGUAGAAGCAGGAGAGCGAGCUAUAAUCAUUGAUGAUCUCAUAGCUACUGGAGGGACCUUGUCUGCUGCACUUAAGCUGCUUGAGCGUGUAGGAGUGCAGGUUGUCGAGUCUGCCUGUCUUAUAGAGCUUCCAGAACUGAAGGGUCGAGAACGGUUAGGUGACAACCCUCUAUUUGUUCUUAUUAAAUCAGCUUGAUCGAAGCCUUCUCUGUAAUUGAGAAGUGACUUCUCAAGAUCACAAGUUUUCCACAUCUCCUUUACAUGAAACUCUUUCAAGCUCGCCGUGAAAGGUUAUACUAAUUAAGGAAGAUGUUUGAUUUCUGUGUAUCUUUUGAUUUGUAUUCCAUUGUUGCUUAAUAAGACUCGGGUGGUUUGCUCUGGGAUGAUGCAUUGUUAUAAGCCUGCAGAAUGUAGAGGAUGACCACAUUUUCUUUAUCGUAGGGAAUACAAUGAUGUUGAGAUUGUUGAUUUGAUUGAAAAUUUCGAAUCAGGUGAAUUCCAGAUUAAGAACUAAUUUUGUUGCAAACUUGCUUUGUGAGAUGUAUCGCAAUCUUGUUUUUGUGA